CUCCUCCACCACCACUCCCACCCACGACACGUUGCAGUGAGAGGGGAGGGUGAGAGGAAGAGAGAGGGUGUGUGAGUUCCCUUCUCGACUGGUUGUGUUCCGUGGUGGUUUGGCCCCGUGAGAGAGGCAGUAGUGUUCGCGGUGGUUAAGUAAGGUUGUCCCCAUCCCCCCGACCCUCUGACGUGCCCCCCUGUAGCCUCAGAGCGCUAGAAUUGCCUCCAACGUCGUGUGUGUGGCGGGUUUUUGCGGUAGUGUUGUUCGGCUUGCGUUCGUGUUAGCGGCGGUGCGUGGCGGUGCAGGAGGAUCCGGAGAAGGGUUCAAACGUUAGAGACUCGACUUCACCUCCUCGCCCCUGAUCGCGCCCCACCUCCGCGGCUCCGAGGUACUCAGAAUGCUGCACGAAGAAGAACCGGAGAGCAUGAGCAGGGAUCCCCCGCAGUGGCCUCCCCCAGGGGCUGAGAUCACCAAGGCCCAGGGGUUCAUGGGCAAAAUCUCCAUGGGCAAGGGACCCGGUGGCCGCCCCGUAGAGUGGCCGCCCCGCCCGAGCCUCCCCGGUGAACAGGGGGAAAAUGCGCAGAACAUGACCACCACCUACCCCUCGGGCUUCAAGUUUAAAGAAGGGAACAAUCCACAAGGCAUGAUUGUCACAUCCCAGCCCGCCUUCAAGAUCAGCCAGCCGGUCCGGCGACGAGGGGACGAUAAGUGGCCUCCUAGGGGUACCUCUGAAGAACCACUGAUGGAGGUUCGCGAGUUCGUCAAACCCAAGAAGGCCACCAAGGACUACUCCAAGUUCUUCGCACAGAACGCUCUCCCGCACAACUACUCCGGUUACCGCCCCCCCCCAGGCACUCAGCACUGGAAUUCUGACGAGCAAGAGGUUCAACAAGGAGAGGAGGAAGAGGAGGAGGAGGAGGAAGAAGAAGAUGAGGAGGAGGAGGAGGAGGAGGAGUAAAAUGCAUCCUAUAAAUAUAUUGCUACAAAUCAAUGCCCACGACAUCCACAUUCUACCCUGAUGUUUUGUUUUCAAUUCUAUCCUGAGUUAGACUUCAUUUGAUGAACAGACGGACGGAGGGGUGGAUGCAUAGCUGGAUGGAUGGAUAGAUGAGAAGAGAAUUAAGGCAAUCUUGCCCGACUUACUUUUUCAUCAUCACAAUCCUUAUCCCACCUCAGAAUGUGAUUGUUGUUAAAAAAAGUUUUUGGAACAAACAUCCCCUCAAUUCUCCUCACCUUGCCACCACCACCAUGUGUUCUUUCAGAAGAGGAGAAGAAGGAGACUAAUAACAUACAGAUGCUGAUAUAAUCUGUAGCCUUGUCAGCACUUAGCUAAUUAAUUCAUUCAGCUGACUUUUAUUCUAAUCAAUACUCUUCAGCAUAUCAAGAGUUCUACUUAAACAGAGGACCUAUUAAUUUCUUUAUAAUAUGCACUAUUUUCUUUAAAAGAAAACUAGCAUUAUUUUGUUUCCUUGUUCUUAGCUCACUUGCAAAGAAAUUAUGAAGGAUUACUAAAGUCCGUCCAGCUCGUGAGAUAAAUUUCGUAGAGUUCUUGACGCAAUCCCAGUACAGUUCAUCUUGUUGCAAGGAACAACGAAUAAUUUUGUUCAGAAGCCUGUAAGUUUCAGUCACUCCUCGCUCUCUUUUGUGUCAGUGGUUGCAACGCAGACUACCCAAAUGUAUCGACCGAUGUCACAUUACAAAGUCGCAGUACUGCCGAUAUUUUGGUUGCUAUAGCAUAUAUAAUGCCAGGAACUGUUAUGCAGACAGUGUUCAUAUUUAAAAUGAAUAUAUAUGUACACCAUUUUCUUCUCUUUUAUGUUUUGUUUCUUGUUGAAUCACUCAAAUCUUACACUUUGGCUUCUGAUUAUCAUUAAUUAUAAAACUUGUCUAACCCAUAUCUUUUUUGAUCAUUUUCUCUCUUAUUAAUUCUUUUAGUAAGCAAACUGGUCAUACUGGGUGAUGGUGACCACUUAGUUUCUCAUUUCCUUCUCUUUAUUGCCACUUCAUCUAGUGUUCUUAUUCCUCCUAUGUACACUUUAGAAGGUAUUUUCGAGUGGAAGGGUUUUGCUUCUAUCUGUAUUUUAUUUACUUGUCGCUAUCGAUGAUCAUUAUAAUCAUUAUUAUUUUUUUAGCUUAAUAACACAUGAUUCUGGAUCUUUCUUUUAAGCACAGAACACUACACUUGUAUAUCAAUAAUAAAAAACAACAACAAUA
Messenger RNA from Eriocheir sinensis (Chinese mitten crab), 2208 nucleotides. RefSeq names its product tau-tubulin kinase 1-like. NCBI's taxonomy places the organism in Eukaryota, Metazoa, Arthropoda, Malacostraca, Decapoda, Varunidae. The record is from RefSeq and is a predicted model, not a curated record. Bases 392 to 952 code for a protein of 186 amino acids. The transcript is spliced from 6 exons.